Molecule: messenger RNA, 2271 nt
Organism: Linum trigynum
Lineage: Eukaryota; Viridiplantae; Streptophyta; Magnoliopsida; Malpighiales; Linaceae
Source: the annotation of a GenBank genome assembly
GUUCAUACAUUUUGGAUAUUAGUUAGCAGAAUAACUAGGCUGAAAAAACAAUGGCAAGAAACGUGCGGAGGAAGGACCUAAUUGUUUCUCGUAACGUUGUCGUUUCAUGUCAAAUGCACCGUACUUCCUUUUGUUGCUAGGUUAAAACUUAAAACAAGAAACGAGAGCCGGAAAAGAAAAUCUUUGCAGUAACAAUCCGAAAAAGAAAAUUCUCUAAAACCCUACCGGAAAAUGUGGCGAAACCCUGGUCGGCUGAUCGGAAAGGGAAGAAAAACAUGGCCAGGGAGGCAGCUUUCAACGGCGGCUCCGGAGUCUUCAUAUCCAGGACCAGGCUAUGUCGAAAAAAAGCCGGGGCUGUACCAGAUAUUGUCCGCCCUAAGAGCCACCGGAGGGACGGUGACCAAGGCGUUGAAUGACUACCAGAUGGAAGGACGAGCCAUCAAGAGAAACGAGCUGAUGCGCUGCGUUAAAGAGCUUCGGAAGUUCGGCCACUUCGAUCAUAGCCUCGAGAUAAUGGAAUGGAUGGAGAAAAGAGGGAUCAACUUUGCCCAUGGCGAUUUAGGGGUGCGGCUAGAUCUAAUCUGCAAAACCAAAGGGAUAAAGGAAGCUGAGAAUUACUUCAACGGACUGCCGGAUUGGGGGAAGCAUUUACCCACUUACGGAUCUUUACUCAAUUGCUACUGCAAAGAGCUGGACUCAGAGAAAGCACUCCAACUGUUCGACAAAAUGGACGAGCUGCAGUUGAUCAAAAACUCAUUGCCUUUCAACAAUAUGAUGUCUCUCUACAUGAGAAUCCGCCAGCCCGAGAAGGUCCCCGAUCUCGUGACUCAGAUGAAGCAGAGGAAUAUCUCUCCCUGCACUUUCACCUACAGCAUAUGGAUGCAUAGCCUAGGUCAGCUGAAAGACAUGGAAGGAGUUGACAAGGUGCUGGAAGAAAUGCGAGGAGGAGGAGAAGACAAGACCGACUGGACUACUUACAGCAACUUGGCUACCGUCUACACCAACGCAGGCGACCUCGAGAGGGCCAGAUCGGCUCUCAAAAUGGUAGAGCAGAAGCUUGAUUCCCCCAACCGCCAAGCGUAUCACUUCCUCAUCACGCUCUACGCUGGCACGGGGGAUCUUGACGAAGUCCACCGAGUGUGGGGAUGCAUCAAGUCGAAGUUCAAUCAGGUCACCAACUCGACCUACCUGGUGAUUAUUCAGGCCCUGUCGAGGCUGAAUGAUGUCGAGGGUGUGUCGAGGUUGUUUGCAGAAUGGGAAUCUGCCUGCUCGAGUUACGACAUGAAGAUUGCGAAUGCGGCUAUGAAGUUUUAUCUGGAGCGAGGGAUGUGUGAAGAAGCUGAAAUGGUGUUUGAUGGGGCGACGAAGAGAACUCAAGGGCCUUACUUCAGGGCUCGGGAGAUGAUGAUGAUCUCGUUCCUGAAGAGGCAGCAGCUGGACUCGGCACUGCAGCAGAUGAAGGCAGCGUUGGCAGAGAUCGGGGUGAACCAGAAGCCUUGGCGGCCAAGUCAAGAGACUGUGGGUGCUUUCUUUAGCUUUUUCGAGGAAGAGAAGGAUGUCAGUGGAGCUGAGAAGCUAGUCAAGAUACUGAAACAGAUCGAGCAGUGCGGUUACAAUGUGUAUCGCCAGUUGCUGAAGACAUACGUAGCUGCUGGCGAAUCGGCUCCUGGUAUGCGUGAGAGGUUGGAGGGAGAUGGUAUAGAAGUAGAUGAGGAACUGAAGAAGUUGCUUGAUAUGGUAGAGGCUGCGUGAGUUUGAAGAAAUGCUGAGAAUUGAUUGUAAAUGGAAUUUCCAAUUAAUGCAGACACAAGAGAAUCGUUUACAACCAUGACCAACUUGCAAAGACAGCACAAUGUAAUGAUCAUUAUCCGAAAUCGACUAAUUAAUUACAUCCCAUAUCUCUCAUAUGAAUCCUAAAUACACAAGUUGCUUUCUCCAAAACUGAACUCAUUCCUGCCACUGGAACCCCCAAAAAUAAUAGGUUGAACUUCGACAAGUACCACUGCUGGAGUUUGGAUGAAGUGCCUGGAUCUCGAAGAUUUUGUCAUUCUUCUUCCAAUGGAGAGCAGUAAUUGCCGUGUGAAAAGGGCUUUCAAAUUAGUGAGCAGUCUAGACCUUCUGCUUUGGAGUAACAUUGAUGAUCCCUAUCUUACUUUUAGGUUGGUAGUGAUAGAGGAGAGUAACACUCAGGAACAGAAUGGUUCCACUAUGCAUUUCUAUUUGAGUUUGUUUCCUUAGUUUUAGCAACCUCUGCCUAGGCUUUGCUAUUCU